Xyrauchen texanus (razorback sucker) is the source of this 3469-nucleotide messenger RNA. RefSeq names its product interleukin-31 receptor subunit alpha-like. Bases 632 to 2650 code for a protein of 672 amino acids. Gene Ontology annotation, biological process: cytokine-mediated signaling pathway. The transcript has 16 exons. Gene Ontology annotation, molecular function: protein binding; cytokine receptor activity. The record is from RefSeq and is a predicted model, not a curated record. Lineage: Eukaryota; Metazoa; Chordata; Actinopteri; Cypriniformes; Catostomidae. Gene Ontology annotation, cellular component: external side of plasma membrane.
AGGACACAUACCAGGCUACAACAUACAACGAUCGACAAGGAGUGAACAAGAAACAGGGCUUAAAUACACAAGGACAGGAUAAUACAAAUGAUAAACAGGUGUGAACAAUGACACAAAAUGGCAGUGAUGACGGCAGGUGGAUUGUGGGAAAUGUAGUUCGUACAAAGACAAGUGAAACCAGGGCAGACAACAAGGGAAUCGUGACACUACGCCACCUGGAUUGAGGUGAGUAACCGUGCCACCAUGAGGACCUACCAAGUAGUGGGAAUUUGGCAUUCCAAAUUGGGGAGAAAUAGGGGAUACAUUUUGUUUUUUAAAUGAUGACAUUUAUUUUAUCAUAAAGAGUAAAGUCUUUGUUGACCUGUAAAAAUAAAGGCGCAACAUUUUACUUCAAACAAUUUGAUGCGGGGUGUUAUUUCUCAUGAAGUGUGAGAAGCUUCCCCUGUUGCUCUCGUGUUGUGGUUUGUGGUGAUGCAGUAGCACUUCAUUCUGCCCCAGAUAGUGCAUACAGAUUAAACCCUGUCAACUUUCUGUAGCUUAGAUGACUCACAACCUGGUAGCUGUUAAUGCUCACUCUGGCUUUAUGGUUGUUUGAUUCAAACUGUCCAUGGCAUCUACCUGAACACUACACAUGAUGGAGAAGAGAGUGGUUUUGUUGCUGCUUGUUGUUUCUGUCAGUCUAACUGAAGCAGCAGGAUGCAAAUCGACAACUAGUCCACAGUGUUACAAAAAUUCAACUGGAAAAGAAGAGGACUUUAGUUGUACAUGGGUGGAAAGUAACCUUGAGCAGAAUCCUACAUACACGCUUAAUAUAUGGGACAAAGAACGGAAAAGUUUUAUUAUGCGUGUGAACACUGGAAGGGAGGCACAGAAAUACCUUCUUUUGGAGGAACUAGGAACUAUCUCUAGAAAGAUGGAUGUAUGGGUACAGCGCCAAGUGGGCAACCACACCUGUAAUUCUAACAAAACCUUAGUGGUCUUUGAGUGCUUAGUCAAAUACAGUGCGCCUCGGAUUAUCAGUAUGAGAAGGUCAGCUGGAAUACUGAAUCUCACACUGGACAAACCAAAGGGUAACAAAGGUGCUAUUUACGAGAUCAAAUGGAGGGUGAGAGACUCUGAAUGGCAGACUGAGACGUUUGUAACAAAGGACAGCACUAUCCAAGAUUUCUACAGACUACAGCUACAGAACCAGACUGUUUACCAGGUCCAACUAAGGCGGCAGGCCAGAUUGCUGUUACAUCCAUGCAAUGACUCACUACUCACUCUGUGGAGUGAUUGGAGCCCCAUGGUGGAUGUUCCCCUAGAAAUCCGCCUCCUACCUGGAAUACGCUGGGUAGAACAACAGAGAAAUGGAAGCAGGGAUGUUAAUCUCACAUGGGAUGCCCCACCUGCUGAAGAGUCUAUUGGGGGGGUGACUUACAAUCUGACCCUCUCAAUCUGGCCUUGUAAAAUCCCCAAGAAAGUUGAACUCAUAACUGUGAAUCGAAGCAUUCAAACCUCAGUAACAAUGUCUGAGGCCAGGGUGUCCAUCAUCGCAAUCAACAAAGUUGGAAGCUCACCACCACACCUGAUCAUCAUUCCUGCUGUGAAACAUUUGAAUGGAUGCCUUAAGCCUCAAAGAAAAAAUAUAACUUAUUCCAGCAAAACCUGUUUAGAAUGGUACAAGCUGGAAGACGGAGAGACCCGACCAACAACAGUAAAAAACACUCGCCAUAAAUUGUUCAAGGACAUUGAAAAAAGUAGAGAGGUGAAGAAGUUUGUGCGUCAUUAUUACUUCAUUCAUACGAUGACCAAGAAACACUUCCAAACUCAAGUCAUGUGUCCUUUUUACUCAGAAGAGGGAGUACCUACUAAAGGUCCGGAGAAUGUGAGUUUUUCCAAUGUGACACAUGAGUCAGCUGUGGUGCAUUGGGUUUCCAUUCCUGUGGUGCAGCAGCAAGGAUUUCUACAACAAUAUAUGAUUUGGAUAUCUGAACAGGGAAACACAAAACACCAUCAAGUGCUGGCAAAUGAAACAAGCUUCUUGAUCAAGAACCUCCACCCAGGGACCUCGUACACUGUUUCCAUUGCUGGAAGAACAAAAGCUGGUGCAGGGCCGAACUCUACUGUAAACUUUGAAACACAAAGUUCAAAAGACAUGGUCUUAUCAUGGCAGGACCAGACCAUCCUGAGUGUCUGUGUGGUUGCCCUCUUGUGUACAAUAAUCUGCUCUAUAGCUGCCAGAAGAUUUAGGUAUAAGUUGUUUCCUGUGGUACCCAGCCCAAUGAUUGCUACAACAGAAUUCAACUGUCCUCGUGAUCAGGACCUGAGCAAUGUCACAGAAGUGGUGCAUAACGUCAUUCUCCUGCAGGUUCAAGAUCUCAAAGCCAGACAGAAUGUGCCCCCUGAAAAGAGCAUUUUACUGCAAGAAUUUGGACUUGUUGUCUUUGAGGAAGAGGGCGAGGAGGAUGAGGAGGAAAGAGUGAUUGAACUAGGCUCCAUGAAAUCCUGUUGCUAUCCAAAUCCUAGUUACAGAGGACAGAUGCUACAGCUACCAGAGCCUAUCCACAUGACAGAUAACACUUAUAAGGACAAUGACACUGAGUCCACUUACAGAAAUGGUCUUUUCUUUGAAUCAAGAGUCCUGGAAUGUGACCAAACAUCACUAUAGUCAUUUUAGGGCCUGCCAGGCUUAUCUUGAGCAUGAAAAGUUCAGACUAAUAAACAACCAUAAAUAAACCUCCUCUAUCUGCUACAAAUAUUUUCUUUUCAACCAGGUGCUGUCUGUUAAGGUCUGUGUGUAACAUGUACAUUUCAUCUAAAUUUUGUUUUCAUAUUUUUUUGUACCUGAUCCGUAAUACUGGAAAUAACCCAGUUCUGAGAACAGUGUAAGAUUCUCGGAAGUUACUGAGGUUGCAAGUGCCUCCACACUUUAAAGCUUUGUUGUGGUCAAAGUGACGUAUUUUUGAUUUUCAUUCUGUCUGUAAAUGAAGCGUACUACUUUAAAGUGUAACUAAACACCUGCUCAGAGUCUGACUCCACCCACUACAAAUAUUUGAAUAUGCUGGAAAAGUGGGCAGACCCCGGCGGGGAUAGAGGGAACGAACCGAGUGCGGGGGGGGGCACCUGAGACUCGUAGAGACGGAUUAAUUGACAGCUGCUGUCAGACUCUAUGUUAUUAUUAUUCCUCAAACGGUCGCAAGACGACAUGUACAUGAAUCUGGCGUGGUGAGCUGGAACCUGCUUACGUCACCUGUCACCGCUUACGUCACGAAGUACCGCAAACAGCCAAUAGGAAAAUUCAACUGCAGUAGCCACCGUUCAACCUGAAGAGGGCAGCACUCAGACGUUUUUACGCCAUAUAUUGUAGAAUUAAAACACUUUAUACACAAAUGUCAAAAAAAUUACUUGAAUCAAUGACCAGUACUAAUAAAGCCCCAUGCUUACAGAUCAUUAACUAAAAAAAAGUUGGUUUAGGGUUUAGUUACCC